AUGACGUUUUCUGGAAACUCUGUCUCUGGACUCUGUCACCAAGGUUCAUCCUCUUUCUCACUGUCCUAUAGCAAGAGAGUGCCUUUCCACUUGGACCACUGCUUUGGCUGGAGGAAACAUGUCCUUCUCACCCUCAUGGCAGUGGCAUCAGGAGACCUGCAGAAAGAGGGUUCACCUGCCCCAGGGCCUGUCUUCAGCCAAGCAAAUGUCCUCCCAUAUCCCCUGCAUGAUCUGUUGGCUCUCCAGGAAAAGCAAGGACCCUCCACGGAGGGAAUAUUCCAGCGUGGGGCUGGCAAACAUGCUGCCUGGGAGCUGAGUGAAGCCCUUGACAGUGGAACAGAGGUCCACAUGCAAAACCAGCCUGCAUACCUCCUGGCAGUCAUCUUGAAGGACUUCCUCCAAAACAUCCCACUCAAGCUCCUUGAUGUAGAGCUCUACGACCAGCAGGCAGGAGAAGCUGACAGAACUGUGAUAGUAAGUGUGGUGAGCAGCCUGCCUGCCCUGCAGGGACUGGCAGAGGCCAGGCACUUGGUGGCCAACAAGUUCCCAGCCACACACCUCCUCCUCCUGAAGCACUUGCUCUUCCUGCUCUACAACAUCAGCAAAAAUGCUGAAAUGAACAGGAUGACUGCCAGCAACCCAUCUAUUUGUGUGGGACCAAAUAUACUGAGCAAGAUGGAGGAGAGCAUGCUCCCCUGGAAGUGCUGGUGCAGGCGAUAG
Phaethon lepturus (White-tailed tropicbird) is the source of this 720-nucleotide messenger RNA. RefSeq names its product T-cell activation Rho GTPase-activating protein-like. Lineage: Eukaryota; Metazoa; Chordata; Aves; Phaethontiformes; Phaethontidae. The record is from RefSeq and is a predicted model, not a curated record. Gene Ontology annotation, biological process: signal transduction. The transcript has 4 exons. Gene Ontology annotation, molecular function: GTPase activator activity. The coding region runs from base 1 to 720 and encodes 239 amino acids.